GUACUGGUUUCUCCGCUGGCCCCGCCCCCGCGCAUGCGCAGUUGCCGCCAUGGCGCCGCUCCCAGUCCAUGUCCUUUACUGCGGAGCCUGAGGCUACAAACCCAAGUUUGAGCAGCUGCGGCGGGAACUGGAGCGGCGCUUCCCGGGAGCCCUGGACGUGCGCGGCCAGGGCACCCCGGAGGUGACGGGAUGGUUUGAGGUGACCGUGGGGGGACGCCUGGUCCACUCCAAAAAGAACGGCGAUGGCUUCGUGGACAGCGAGCCCAAACUGCGCCGGAUCGCGGCCGCCAUCGAGUCCCGCCUGGCCUAGGCCCCGCUAGGGCAGCGCUGUCGCGACAUGGCGCGAGAGACGGCAGAUAUCGCGAUAGAGCGGGGGGAUCGAUGGAUAUCGCGAUAGAGCGGGUGGGAUCGAUGGGAUAUCGCGAUAUAUUGGCCGAUAUCGGUAGAUAUUGGUAGACGGCAAUGGGUAUCGCGAUAUAUCGGGAGAUAUCGAUGGAUAUCACGAUAUACUGGCAGAUAUUGGUAGACGGCAAUGGGUAUCGCGAUAUAUCGGGAGAUAUUGAUGGAUAUCGUGAUUUAUCAGCAGAGGUUGAUUGAUAUCGUGAUGUACCAGGAAAUACCAGAAGAUACUGGCAGAUAUUGCGAUAUAUGGGGAGAUAUUGAUGGUUAUCGCGAUAUAUCAGGAGAUAUUGGUGGAUAUCGCGAUACGCCAGCAAAUAUCGCCGGAUAUCACGAUAUAUCGGGAGAUAUCACAAUAUAUCGGGAGAUAUCGCCGGAUAUCACGAUAUAUCGGGAGAUAUCACAAUAUAUCGGGAGAUAUCGCCGGAUAUCACGAUAUAUCAGGAGAUAUCACCGGAUAUCGCGAUAUAUGAGGAGAUAUCGCCGGAUAUCGCGAUAUAUCGGGAGCCAUCUCGGGACAUGUCGCGACAGCGCUGCCCCCCCCGGCCCCCCGCCCCCCCCGCUCCAUGACGGGAAUCGCCGAAACGCCGCCGGCACCGGCGCUGCCCCGACCCCGCGCGGGAGGGACGCGGGGCCCAGCCCCCCCAAAACCCCCAAACUUCACCCCAAAAUUCUCACAUCCCACCCAAACCCCCCCCGAUCCCCAGAGUCCCCCAAAAUUUCACCCCAGAUCCCUCAGAGCCCACCCAAAAUCCCAACAUUUCACCCCAAAUCCCUCAAAUCCCACCCUGACCCCUCAGAGCCCACCCAAAAUUCCAAAAUUUCACCCCAAAUCCCACCCAAAAUCCACUCUGACCCCCAGAGCCCGCCCGAAAUCCCAAAAUUUCGCCCCAAAAUUCACAAAUCCCACCCUGACCCCCAGAGCCCACCCAAAAAUCCCAAAAUUUCACCUCAAAUCCCACCCAAAACCCACCCUGAACCCUCAGAGCCCACCCAAACCCCUGAAAUUUCACCCAAAAUCCUGUGGAUCCAACCCAAAAUCUCUCCAUUCCACCCAAAAUCCUCAAAUUUCACCCAAAAUCUCUUUAUUUCACCCAAAACCCUCAAAUCCCACCCAAAACCCUCAAAUCCCACCCAAAGCCCCUCGGAGCCCACCCAAAAUCCCAAAAUUCCACCCCAAAACCCCUCAAACCCACCCAAAACAUUCCAAUAUUUCCUUCCGCCCCAAAUCCUUCAUGUCCCACCCCAAAAAUUUUUUUUUUCCCCUCUCCCAAAAUUCCCCUUUUACCCCCAAAUCCUUCCCCUCGCUGCCUUCGCCGCUGCCGUUUUGGGCCAAAAUCACCUUUUUUUUGGGGUUUUCCUCCUGCGGAGGGCUCCUGGCAGGGUGAAAAAUGGGGAAAAACUCUUUGAAAGCACUGCAAAUGUGUUAUUAUUUCUUUGUUUCCCCGGUUUCUGGGAUCUCUGUGGCCUUUUGGGAAUAAAACUUUGGAAUUUUGAGCCCAA
Molecule: messenger RNA, 1902 nt
Organism: Taeniopygia guttata (zebra finch)
Lineage: Eukaryota; Metazoa; Chordata; Aves; Passeriformes; Estrildidae
Source: RefSeq, a predicted model, not a curated record